Messenger RNA from Rodentolepis nana, 918 nucleotides. The record is from the annotation of a GenBank genome assembly. Lineage: Eukaryota; Metazoa; Platyhelminthes; Cestoda; Cyclophyllidea; Hymenolepididae.
AUGGGCAACUGUACAUCAACCACGCGUCGUUUCUUCCGACUUACUCGACGUAGGUGGGUCAGAAAAGAAAAGACUACAAAUAACACACGCGAUGAAGAGAUAGAGCAAGUGACUACGAAUGAGAGUCCAAUGAAGGAUGAGAAGGAGGUAGAAGCAAAGAUUGAGAGUAGAGAAGACACAGACACCGAUAGCGAAUCCUCAUCUAGCUUGAGGGAAUUCCUUAUGCUCGAAAGGCUGUGUGAAGAGUAUGAAGACUUGGAAGAGAUAGAGAGUAGAAUAGAACAGGAAAACGCGAGUGAGAAGGCAGAACAGAAGGCUAUGCAGAAGAAAGUAGAAGAUGAGGUUGAGAGUAGAGAAUAUGAACACGAAUAUGAAGAUAGCGAGUGCUCAUCCAGUUUAAGGGAAAUUCUGAUGCUUGAAAGACUCUGUGAGGAGUAUGAAGAGGCGGAGCAGAGGAGGAGAGAGAGAAGAGACCAAGAGAAGUUAGAAAGGCAAUUUAAGAGGUUUCGAGGUGACCAGUUGAGCACAAUAGAAGAAGAAGAAGAGGAGGAGGACAGUAGCGUGAGAGAAAUAGGAGGGGAAGGUGAACACCCAGAUGACCUUCAUAGAGAAGGUAAGGAAGUGGCUUCCGGAGACGGCGACCACACACAAGGGGAGAAGUUAAUGUCAUUGGAAGAGUUCUGUGGGGAGACUUUUGCAAUCUCUCCAACCUUUAUCGAGGAUAUCAUCGAGGAGUGCAGAAUCUCACAGAGUAGGCUCGAACAAGCACUCGAGGAGUUCGAAAAGUCUCUAAGACUUUUCACUCGUUAUAAUGAGAUGGUAGGUAAGUUGGAGAAAGAGCAAAAAGGGAGUGCACAGGGUGACACACUUUACAAGCAGAAACCUCUGCGACGGAAAGGCACGUGCAAACCCAAGUGA